GACGACCGAAGAGAGUCACAGGACCCGCCCUACCUGCUAAGAGGCGGGGGAGUGGGGCGCAGACGCCCACCGCCGCAGGCGAGGUAACGAGGGUCUCAGCCAAUGGUCUCAGGCCGGCGGGAGCGCGGCGGUGACGUCCUGAUAUCCGGGGGAGAGCUUUCCUGGCUGGGCGCUCACGGAACUUUGGAUCUGAAGUGGGACUUUAUCCCUCGGGGGUGGUUGGACUUUAGGCCCCUGCAAGCCGGUCUGCGUCGCCGGGUCCCAGGUGCCUCCUCUGGAUCCUCGGACCGCGGGCCGCCACCAUGGACGGGACGGCCGAGCUGCUCUUCUACGUGAACGGCCGCAAGGUGAUAGAAAAAAAUGUCGAUCCUGAAACAAUGCUGUUACCAUAUCUGAGGAAGAAGCUCCGACUCACAGGAACUAAAUAUGGCUGUGGAGCGGGAGGCUGUGGUGCCUGCACAGUGAUGAUAUCACGAUGUAACCCCAUUACCAAGAGGAUAAGACAUUAUCCAGCCAACGCCUGUCUGAUUCCCAUCUGUUCUCUGUAUGGUGCUGCCGUCACCACAGUGGAAGGCAUAGGAAGCACCAAGACCAGGAUUCAUCCUGUUCAGGAGAGGAUUGCCAAGUGUCAUGGCACACAGUGUGGCUUCUGCACCCCUGGGAUGGUGAUGUCCAUCUACACGCUGCUGAGGAACCAUCCAGAGCCCACCCUGAGUCAGUUAACUGAUGCUCUUGGUGGUAACUUGUGCCGUUGCACUGGAUACAGGCCCAUAAUCGAUGCAUGCAAGACUUUCUGUAAAACUUCUGGCUGCUGUCAAAGUAAAGAAAAUGGGGUUUGCUGUUUGGAUCAAGGAAUAAAUGGAUUACCAGAGUUUGAGGGAGGAAAUGAGACAAAUCUAAAACUCUUCUCAGAAGAGGAGUUUCUGCCAUUGGAUCCAACUCAGGAAUUGAUAUUUCCUCCUGAGCUAAUGACAAUGGCUGAGAAACAACCACAAAGGACCAGGAUUUUUGAUGGUGAUAGAAUGACAUGGAUUUCUCCAGUGACCCUGAAGGAACUUCUAGAAACCAAAGUCAAGUAUCCCCAGGCCCCAGUUGUCAUGGGGAACACAUCUGUGGGGCCUGACGUGAAAUUUAAAGGCAUCUUUCACCCAGUUAUAAUUUCUCCUGAUGGAAUUGAAGAACUGAGUGUUGUAAACUAUACAGAUAAUGGACUGACCUUAGGUGCCGCCCUCAGCCUGGCUCAGGUGAAGGACAUCCUGGCUAAUGUGAUCCUGAAGCUCCCGGAGGAGAAGACACAGAUGUACCACGCUCUCCUGAAGCAUUUGGGAACUCUGGCUGGAUCCCAGAUCAGGAACAUGGCUUCUUUAGGGGGCCACAUAGUGAGCAGGCAUCCAGAUUCAGAUCUGAACCCCCUCCUGGCCGUGGGCAACUGUACCCUCAACUUGCUAUCAAAAGAAGGAAAACGACAGAUUCCUUUAAAUGAGCAGUUUCUCAGAAAGUGCCCCAGUGCUGACCUUAAGCCUGAAGAAAUCUUGAUCUCAGUGAACAUCCCUUAUUUGAGGAAGUGGGAGUUUGUGUCAGCCUUCCGACAAGCCCAGCGGCAACAGAACGCGCUAGCGAUAGUCAAUUCGGGAAUGAGAGUUUUUUUUGGAGGAGGAGAUGGCAUCAUUAGAGAGUUAUCCAUUGCAUAUGGAGGCGUUGGUCCAACCACCAUCUGUGCAAAGAAUUCCUGCCAGAAACUCAUCGGAAGGCGCUGGAAUGAAGAGAUGCUGGAUGCAGCUUGCAGGCUGAUUCUGGAUGAAGUCUCCCUCCCAGGCUCAGCCCCAGGUGGGAGGGUGGAGUUCAGGAGGACUCUCAUCAUCAGCUUCCUCUUCAAGUUCUACCUGGAAGUGUCACAGAUUUUGAAGAGGAUGGACCCUGUUCACUAUCCUAGCCUUACAGACAAGUACGAGAGUGCUUUAGAAGAGCUUCAUUCCAGACAUCACUGGAGAACAUUAAAGUACCAGAAUGCAGACCCAAAGCAGCUUCCUCAAGACCCAGUUGGCCAUCCCAUCAUGCAUCUGUCUGGUAUUAAGCAUGCCACAGGUGAAGCCAUCUACUGUGAUGACAUGCCUGCAGUGGACCGGGAGCUGUUCUUGACUUUUGUAACAAGCUCAAGAGCUCACGCUAAGACUGUGUCUGUGGAUCUGUCAGAAGCUCUCAGCCUGCCAGGUGUGGUGGACAUCCUGACUGAGGAACAUCUUCAUGGCAUCAACUCCUUCCGCCUUUUAACCAAACCUGAGAAACUUCUAUCGACAGAUGAGGUAUUUUGCGUGGGUGAGCUUGUCUGUGCCGUGAUUGCUGAUUCCGAGGUUCAGGCAAAGCGAGCUGCGCAGCGAGUGAAGAUUGUCUACCGAGAUUUGGAGCCGCUGAUCCUGACCAUCGAGGCUGCUGCCCUGGUUCACAUUUAUCUAGAUGGGUCUGUGCUGGUGACUCAUGGUGGAAUUGAAAUGGGGCAGGGGGUCCACACUAAAAUGAUUCAGGUGGCCAGUCGUGAAUUAAGGAUGCCAUUGUCCAACAUCCACCUUCGGGGAACAAGCACAGAAACCGUCCCUAAUGCAAACAUCUCUGGAGGUUCCGUGGUGGCCGAUCUCAAUGGGUUGGCAGUAAAGGAUGCUUGUCGAACUCUUCUAAAACGCCUUGAACCCAUCAUCAGCAAGAAUCCUGGAGGCACUUGGAAGGACUGGGCACAGGCUGCUUUUGAUGAAAGCAUUAGUCUUUCAGCUACUGGAUACUUCAGGGGUUAUGAGUCGAACAUGAACUGGGAGACGGGCGAAGGCCGUCCUUUCGAAUACUUUGUUUAUGGAGCUGCCUGUUCCGAGGUUGAGAUAGACUGUCUGACAGGUGCUCAUAAGAACAUCAGAACAGACAUUGUCAUGGAUGUUGGCUGCAGUAUAAAUCCGGCCCUUGACAUAGGCCAGAUCGAAGGUGCAUUUAUUCAAGGCAUGGGACUUUAUACAAUAGAGGAACUGAAUUAUUCUCCUCAGGGGGUCCUGUACACUCGGGGCCCAAACCAAUAUAAGAUCCCUGCCAUCUGUGACAUCCCCACGGAGUUGCACGUUUCUUUGUUGCCUCCGUCUCAAAACUCAAAUACCCUGUAUUCGUCUAAGGGUCUGGGAGAGUCUGGGGUAUUCCUGGGGUGUUCGGUGUUUUUCGCCAUCCAGGACGCGGUAAGUGCAGCACGACAGGAGAGAGGACUGUUUGGACCGUUGAAGCUCAAUAGUCCACUGACCCCAGAGAAGAUUAGAAUGGCCUGUGAAGACAAGUUCACAAAAAUGAUUCCAAGAGAUGAACCUGGAUCCUAUGUUCCUUGGAGUGUACCCAUAUGAAUCAAAUACAAACCUCUGGCGAAGAUGGGGUGGCUCUUCCAACAAAGCAAUCUAUCCAGUCUCAAUGCUCUAGGAUGAUGGGUCUGAAAGACAAAUUUUCAUAGUUCAGAAAUCAUUUCACAGAGUAUUGCUUUUACAGGAUGCUGAUUUUAAAUGUUCCAUUUGGAACUUGGUAGAUAUGCUUAAGCAAUUUAGAAAUCAUAUUUUAAAUGGCAUAAAUGCUAACUGGUUUCCUCUAGAAUGGUAUUCUUUAUUAUUCUGUCCCUUAAAUCCAUCCAGCUGAAUGGAAUGGAAGAUGAUGGUUUGUAUGUGAUUCAUAGUUGGCUUGUAUCCACCAACAGAAAUUAUACUGUCUAGUGAAAGGCAAUUUUCUAAAUAAUUUUAUUAGUAUGAACUGUAAAGUUGUCAUUUUCUCAUUUGUCCCCAUCUGCUAUCACCCUCUUUUUCUUGUCAGAAUGGAUCUAGGCGCUAUGUCUGAAGAGUCUGUAGGACCAAAGGAAAAAACCAGAUAAAUUGAACUUAAUCAAAACUAGAAACUUUUGGGCUUCAAAAGAGACUAUGAGAAAUUGAAAAGACAAACCACAGAAAAGGAAAAAAAUACUGAAAAUAUUUGCAAAUCAUAUGUAUGAUAAAGAUCUAGUGUGCAGAAUAUAUUUUAAAACUCUUACAACUCAACAAUAAAAAGAUAAAUAACCCAAUUUUUAAAUGGGCAAAGGAAUUAAAUAGACAUUUCUCCAAAGACAUCUAGAUGGCCAAUAAGCACAUGAAAAGAUGCUCAAACUCAUUAGUCAUGAAGAAAAUGCAAAUCAAAACCACAGUGAGAUAUCAUUUCACACCCACUAGGAUGGCUAUAAUCAAAAUGAUGGACAAUAAAUAGUAAGUGCUGGCAAGAAUGUGAAGCAAUUGGAACCCUUAUCCAUUGCUGGGGAGAAUGAAAAUGGUGCAGGUCCUCUGGAAAACAGUUUGGCAGUUCCUCAGAAAGUUAAACAUGUAGUUAUCAUAUGACCACUCCUACAUAUAUACCCAAGAGAAUUGAAAACGUAUGUUCACACAAAAACUUGGACACAAAGGUUCAUAGCAUUAUUCAUAAUAGCCCAAACUGGAAACAGCCCAACUCUAUAGACGGAUAUAUGUGGUAUAUCCAUAUAAGGGAAUAUUAUUGAGCCAUACAACGAAUGAAGUACUGAUACAUGCUACAACAUGGAUGAACCUUGACAACAUUGUCUGAGUGAAAGUAGCCAGGCACAGAAGGCCACAUAUUGUAUGAUUCCAUCUAUGAAAUGUCCAGAAUAGGCAAAUUCAUAGAGACAGAGAGUAGAUUAAUGGUUGCCAGGCCCUGAGGGGAAAAGGGAAUGGGACGGUGAUGGCUAAUGGGUGCGGGGUUUCUUUUCAGGCUGAUGACAAUGUUCUGGGAUUGGAUAGUGAUGACGGUUGUACAACCUGUGUAUAUACUAAAAACCACUGAAUUAU
Molecule: messenger RNA, 4838 nt
Organism: Balaenoptera musculus (blue whale)
Lineage: Eukaryota; Metazoa; Chordata; Mammalia; Artiodactyla; Balaenopteridae
Product: aldehyde oxidase
Exons: 28
Coding region: 303-3368 (1021 amino acids)
Molecular function (GO): iron ion binding; oxidoreductase activity; FAD binding
Source: RefSeq, a predicted model, not a curated record